Aspergillus ruber CBS 135680 is the source of this 936-nucleotide messenger RNA. RefSeq names its product bZIP transcription factor atfB (gene atfB). Gene Ontology annotation, biological process: regulation of transcription by RNA polymerase II. NCBI's taxonomy places the organism in Eukaryota, Fungi, Ascomycota, Eurotiomycetes, Eurotiales, Aspergillaceae. Bases 1 to 936 code for a protein of 311 amino acids. The transcript has a single exon. The record is from RefSeq and is a predicted model, not a curated record. Gene Ontology annotation, molecular function: DNA-binding transcription factor activity, RNA polymerase II-specific; RNA polymerase II cis-regulatory region sequence-specific DNA binding.
AUGCCGGAAGGCGUCAGCCCUGGCCUCUCCUCCGCCCUGCAGGGUGAUUUUUUGGGCUUGUCUCUCCCCGAAGAAGAAAACCACUGGGGUCUCAGUCCCAUCUCACCAUGGAAUGGCAAGCACGAGCAGGCCUUCAUCAAUUCCAAUUUGGAGAGGGAUUUCAAGAACUCUCGUGUUCGCAAUGGCCAGCCUACCCCUCCACCAUACGAUGACACCCGUGCGUCUCAAGAAUUCUACCCGCCUUUGCCUCAGUACCAUAUUGGGGCUUCUACCCCGACAUUUCCUGACCAUGGUCAUCGUCGAAGCUACAGCGAGCACUCGGGCUAUGAGGACGACCAGUCUUACGCCGGAAGCAGCAGCAACAGCAACAAACGACGCAGGACCUCCAGAUCGUCUGCCAUCGACUUUGACGACUCUCACCCGGACCGUGCCAAACGCGAGAAAUUCCUCGAACGGAACCGCUUGGCUGCGAGCAAGUGUCGCCAGAAGAAGAAGGAACACACCCAGCAGCUUGAAACCCGCUACAAAGAGCAGUCUGACAAGAAGGAGUCACUUGUGUCGGAGAUUGCUCGUUUGCGGCACGAGAUUCUAGGUCUCAAGAACGAAGUGCUGCGGCAUGCUCAGUGUGGAGACGAACCCAUCAAGCUCCAUUUGGCUCAGAUGGUCAAGAGGAUCACCUACAACGACACCAGCACGACGGCGGCCGAGUUGUCUGAUGCAGUGGAUGCCGUGUCGACCUCGGAGGAGCCGUCUACUCCAACGGCCCAGCAGCAACCCCAGCAGAGCCAGCAGCAGGGUGUCAUGUCCUUUGGUUUUGACGAUGCUUUGCAGCCUGCGGUCUUGGAGCAGCAGAUGCGUCGGGAUUCCGAAGCAUCCCUGGUUUCGCACCCGUUUUCUUCUUCGGAGGAUAACUUUGACGACUUGAUCAAUGUCUGA